This is a messenger RNA of Arachis duranensis, 627 nucleotides long. Its product is annotated as photosystem II reaction center W protein, chloroplastic. NCBI's taxonomy places the organism in Eukaryota, Viridiplantae, Streptophyta, Magnoliopsida, Fabales, Fabaceae. Gene Ontology annotation, biological process: photosynthesis. Bases 105 to 521 code for a protein of 138 amino acids. Gene Ontology annotation, cellular component: chloroplast; photosystem II. The transcript has 2 exons. The record is from RefSeq and is a predicted model, not a curated record.
ACAGAUUUGGCAAUUCAUAUGAAAUAAACUUCCAACGCAAAGUGGAACAUCACAGAAGUUAAUAGGCAUACUCGGUCGGUAAUCAUAAUCAUAAUUGAAGAAAAAUGGCAUCCAUCUUUGCUAGCACCACAACUCCAUCGAUCACCCGCGUAGGUCUCUUGCCCAAGCGGGCUCUCGGGGUUUCAUCCUCAACCGUUCUUGGGUUGCCAGCAAUGGGGAAGGUGGGAAGAGUGAGGUGCUCCAUGGAGGAGGGAAAGGCUUGUUCACAUGAUAGCAACUCGAAGAUGGGGAUGGGGAUGGGGGCAUCCUUGAUGGCAGCUGCUAUGGCUGCAAGCAUGUCGAGCCCAGCCAUGGCUCUUGUGGAUGAGAGGCUGAGCACCGAAGGAACAGGGCUUCCAUUUGGUCUGAGCAACAACCUCCUUGGUUGGAUCCUGUUUGGUGUGUUCGGUCUCAUAUGGGCUCUCUACUUUGUCUACACCUCUGAUCUUGAAGAGGACGAAGAGUCCGGAUUGUCUCUCUAAAUAAAAUGUUUAAAUUCAUUAUAUGCUGCUAUUGUUGUGUAUUGCUAAACAACCACUUCUGUAUCGCUUCCAACUUCUAAUAUCUUCAUUUACUCUUCCUCUCAAA